Molecule: messenger RNA, 1035 nt
Organism: Cinara cedri
Lineage: Eukaryota; Metazoa; Arthropoda; Insecta; Hemiptera; Aphididae
Source: the annotation of a GenBank genome assembly
AUGAACGCGAUCGGCGGCGUGAUAGAUGCCGAACAGGAAUUGGAAUACGUUUUGGAGGUGCCGGUCGACCACGCGACCGCGUUGCAGGACAAGCUGAUGCUGACCGGCGUGCCGGAACGGUGCAUCAGGGUGGCUAGGCCGUCGCGGCACGCUCAGGUCAGCCAAUCGGAUACCGGACCGGAACCGAACGACUAUCAACCGUCGCGGGCCAAGCCGUUCACCCGUUUUUUGCCGGGCGCCAUAAAGCUGGGCACGUACGCCGAAGGCAUGUACAACGUGACCAUACGUCGACGGCCGUUGCCGGAGGGCCGCGAGACGGUAUGCAUAUCGCUGUCGUCGCCGUCGGCGGCGGAGCAGGCGGCCGAGGUGGAAAUUGUCACGGCCGAGAAGAUCGUGACGCCCGGACGGGACGAUCAGCAGCACUCUGCUAACCAAUCGCGUUCGGUCAUGGACGGUGGCGGCGGCGGUGGUGUCGUCAACGACGAUGACGGCGAACCGGUAACGAUACCGAUUUGCCAUUGCGACGAUACCGAGUGCGAGAAUUACCGCAUGAGAGUUUGCGAGUAUUUCGCGAACAGCGGCACGAACUACACGAACGUCUGCGGUGCCACGGAUUGCGUUCACAAGCAGAUUGUCGACGCGCUGAAGUUGACGGAAAGCUCCAGCACCGACCGCGUCGCGCCCGCGGACACCGUCGAAACCACCGCGGCCCCAACGGCCGCCGCCACUAACGGACCGGCGAAACGCGACGUCCCGGCACAGCCCAGGACCGCCGACCCGGGCCCGCGAUCGGUCAAGAGCCGUAACGUGGCCAACGAACCGAAGCCGGUUACACGGACGGUCCCGGCAGACGACACCGCGGUCAAGAAGAAAAAGUGGUCGAUGAAAAAGAAGGUGGACUCGCGCAAGGACGACGGGCAUUCCUGUCCGACCAACGUGAACAGUGUCUGUGACUGUAAGACCGUAACCGGGAAUACGGGUUUCAAAAACGUGGACGCAUCGCUGAAGACGGCGAAAUUAAAUCCGCGAUCCUAG